CGCCCACACGCAAAAGUAGGCUCGUCGUCCCAGGGUCAGUUGGCCGCGGUAAACGUCAAAACAAUCCUCGAAACGUCAAACGGACGAAAAAGUCGAAACCGGGAUAAAUAAGACGCGCGAAAAAGAAGAUGGCCCGUGCAAUAGGCAUCGACCUGGGCACCACUUACUCCUGCGUGGGGGUAUGGCAGCAAGGCAAGGUGGAGAUCAUCGCCAACGACCAAGGGAACAGGACGACGCCCAGCUAUGUCGGCUUCACGGAUUCGGAGAGGCUCAUCGGGGAUUCUGCCAAGAUGCAAGUGGCCAUGAAUCCCAGCAACACUGUCUUCGACGCCAAGAGGCUCAUUGGCAGGAAGUUCGAUGAUAACAAGGUGCAGCAGGAUAUGAAGCACUGGCCCUUUAAGGUGGUCAAUGUCAAUGGCAAACCCAAGAUCCAGGUACACUUCAAGGGCGAGAUCAAAACCUUCACCCCAGAAGAGAUAAGCUCGAUGGUGUUGACUAAAAUGAAACAGACGGCGGAGGCUUACUUGGGCAGAUCAGUCAAAGAUGCUGUUAUAACCGUGCCUGCCUACUUCAACGACUCGCAGAGGCAAGCCACCAAAGACGCAGGCACCAUAGCAGGCAUAAACGUCCUUCGGAUCAUAAACGAACCUACAGCCGCAGCCUUGGCCUACGGCCUUGACAAAAACCUGACAGGGGAGCGCAAGGUGCUGAUCUUCGACCUGGGGGGCGGUACCUUCGACGUGUCCAUCUUGACCAUCGACGAAGGCUCUCUGUUCGAGGUCAAGGCCACGGCUGGUGACACCCACCUGGGUGGCGAGGACUUCGACAACCGCCUCGUCAACUAUUUCGCCGACGAAUUCAAGAGAAAGUACAACAAGGACCUUAAGUCCAACCCCAGGGCUCUGAGGAGGCUGAGGACUGCUGCGGAGAGGGCCAAGAGGACGCUCAGUUCAAGCACCGAGGCCAGCCUGGAGAUCGACGCCCUAUACGAAGGCAUCGACUUCUACACCAAAAUCUCGAGGGCCAGGUUCGAAGAACUGAACGCCGACCUCUUCAGGAGCACCUUGCAACCAGUAGAGAAGGCCCUGAACGACGCCAAGAUGGACAAAGGUUCCAUUAACGACGUGGUUCUGGUGGGUGGCUCCACCAGGAUACCAAAAAUCCAAAAUCUGCUCCAGAACUACUUCAACGGAAAGACCCUGAACCUCAGCAUCAACCCGGACGAGGCAGUGGCCUACGGAGCAGCCAUCCAGGCUGCCAUCUUGAGCGGCGACACGAGCUCCAAGAUACAGGACGUCCUUCUGGUAGACGUAACGCCACUGUCUCUCGGCAUCGAGACGGCGGGCGGCGUCAUGUCCAAGAUUAUCGAGAGGAACGCUAGGAUCCCGUGCAAGCAGUCCCAGACCUUCACCACCUACUCUGACAACCAGCCGGCAGUUACGAUUCAGGUUUACGAAGGAGAACGCGCGAUGACCAAGGAUAACAACCUGCUAGGCAACUUCGACCUCACAGGCAUACCACCAGCACCAAGAGGGGUGCCUCAAAUCGACGUCACCUUCGAUAUAGAUGCGAAUGGCAUCUUGAACGUCUCGGCACUAGAGAGCAGCACCGGAAGAUCCAAGAACAUCACCAUAAAGAACGACAAGGGUCGUCUUUCCCAGAAGGAGAUCGAGAGGAUGCUGGCUGAAGCAGACAAGUACAAGGAAGAGGACGACCGCCAAAGAGAGAGGGUAGCCAGCAAAAACAAGCUAGAAUCGUACGUCUUCGGUUUGAAGCAAGCUGUGGAAGAGCACGGCAGCAAACUGAGCGAGUCCGACAAGAAGAAGGUGACCAGAGAGUGCGAGGAAUGCAUCAAGUGGUUGGACAGAAACCAGCUGGCAGAAAACGAAGAGUACGAGCACAAGCUGAAGGAGGUGACCAAGAUAUGCAGUCCUGUGAUGACGAAACUGCACAAGGGUGCUAGCAGUGGCCAUGGUGGUGGUGGUCACGGGGGCGGUGAGAGGAACAAAGGGGGAAGCGGUCCAACCAUAGAAGAAGUCGAUUAGUUUUUUAGGCAUAGACAGUCGAUGCAAAAAUGAGCUUUUGGGGUUAAAUUGUUAUAGUUGAUCUUUCGAAGCAACGGUGACGCUAUUAGCUUUUUUAUAGGUGUAGAAUUUAUCAGACUUGCCAUGUAACUCUGCAGCAAAUAAAUAUUGAUAAAAAUAAAGAGUUUAUGAUGA
This is a messenger RNA of Harmonia axyridis, 2219 nucleotides long. RefSeq names its product heat shock protein 68-like. Gene Ontology annotation, molecular function: misfolded protein binding; ATP-dependent protein folding chaperone; ATP hydrolysis activity. The transcript has 6 exons. The record is from RefSeq and is a predicted model, not a curated record. Gene Ontology annotation, biological process: protein refolding; cellular response to unfolded protein. NCBI's taxonomy places the organism in Eukaryota, Metazoa, Arthropoda, Insecta, Coleoptera, Coccinellidae. The coding region runs from base 129 to 2045 and encodes 638 amino acids. Gene Ontology annotation, cellular component: cytoplasm.